AUGAGCAUCAUUGGUGUGGACCCAGCAGCUAAAUGUAAUAAUAGGGUCGAGUUGCCACACUUCACUUCUGAUAAGUUCUUCUUCGUCCUUCUGCCACCUAUUAUCCUGGACUCUGCCUACUCCCUCCAUGACCGAGCCUUUUUCGAUAACCUGGGCACAGUGCUCGUCUUUGCAGUCAUUGGAACGGUAUUAAACAUUUUUACAAUUGGUGAGUAUCAGGAAUUUGCAGAGAGCUUAGUAUUCUCCUCUCUCAUCUCUGCUGUGGAUCCAGUGGCAGUUCUGGCCAUUUUUCAAGAGCUUGGGGUAAAUAAAGACCUCUACUUCCUCAUCUUUGGCGAGUCACUCCUCAAUGAUGGUGUGACGGUGGUGAUGUACAAUACGAUGCAGGCCUUCAUGUCCAUGAGUAUGGUAACAGCAGGCCAGUAUGCCCUGGCCAUCAUUGCGUUCUUCAUUGUUGUGUGUGGAGGCAUCUUCAUUGGCAUCUUCUUUGGCUGCCUCACAGCCCUCAUCACCAAGUCUACAACAGAUGUUAGAGUUGUUGAGCCUCUGGCAAUGCUGGGUCUGGCCUACCUUAGUUACCUGACAGCCGAGCUGUUUCAUUUCUCAGGCAUCAUUAGUCUCAUUGUUUGUGGGCUCCUCCAAGCACAUUAUGCCUUUAACAACAUUUCACAGAAGUCAUACACAUGUGUCAAAUAUUUCACCAAAAUGGCCAGUGCAACGUGCGACACGAUCAUUUUCAUGUUCUUGGGGAUGGUGCUUGUGAGCGACGACCAUGUCUGGCACACUGGUUUUGUCCUCUGGAGUAUCGUAUUGUGUUUCAUCUAUAGAUUUAUUGUGGUGUUCGUGCUAACAGGAAUAAUGAACAACUACCGUGUGAAAAAGAUUGGUAAAGAAGAGCAGUUCAUCACUGCAUAUGGUGGCCUCCGGGGGGCUGUAGCAUUCUCCUUGGUGAACAUGCUGGACAAGAAAUUAAAGCCUCGCAAAAUAUUUGUUACAACUACAUUAGUUGUUAUUCUUGCCACUAUCUUCCUCCAGGGCAUGACAAUUAAACCUCUAGUCAACCUUCUUCAGAUUCAGAAGCGAAGGGUUGGGCGUAACAAUUUAAAUGAGGAAAUCAACGGUACUGCCAUGGAUCACAUCAUGGCUGGCGUGGAGGAGAUUCUUGGCCAGCAUGGAGACUUUUACCUCAGGGAGCUGAUGAUACACUACAAUGAUAAGUACCUCAAAAAGUGGUUUCUCCGGCCUUCGUGUGAAACAAAACUACAAAGGCUUUUUGAAAAAAUUGCCAUUUCAGAGCAUUAUGCUCAUCUCUAUGGGCCAGUAGCCAUGAUUGAGGACAAGGUCAAACCUCUCUGCCCCUCCAUUAAAAAAGGGCAGAGAACACGUGUCUCAUCCUUCUCAGAAUCACACUCCGAUGAGAUUCUGAUCAAUCCAAGGUUACGUCUUGAGAGCGGAGAUCAUGGCGAUGCACACAACCUUCCUGGACUUAUUAAUGAUGGGAGUGUGCAACUAAGGAAGAAACGUGGAUCAGUACUGCACGUGAGACAGUCUAGGGUAGCUUCAGAAGGUUCACAGCUCUCCUUGUCUCACCAGUCCUCACACGAUGCUCAGACCCUCCGCAAGGCUUUCAGGAGCAACCCUUACAACAAGCUUCACUACAAGUACAAUCCCAACCUGGUCGAGGAGGAGGAUCAGGAGCUGGCUGAGCACUUGCACCGUCGUCACCUUAAUGCUCGUAGGAUGAGUCGUCUGGCAACAUCGUCUCGUGCUCCACCUUAUGAUUAUCAACGGCAGUUCACACCAGCAGAUCCCACAACAGAUCUAGACUUACAAGAUGGUGUAGCGGAGCUGGUGGAACGCCACUUUGCUCGACGCAGAACUAUGUCAACCCUGCGUCGUGGUGCACCCCUGCAAACCUGCUAUUCCUCCCCUGGACCAGGUGCAGAUUACCCCGUGUCAAUGCAGAUUCUUCAAGCACUACAAGAAGCUGCUGAACCAUGUUCUAGUCUUCCAGACAUGAGAACCCAAGCUGAUGCAACAGAGGAACCAUCACACAUGAGACCUCCUUCAGUUUUCUCAGAUCCUGGUAGGAGUGUGGCUACUGAAGAACUGAUCAAAGAAAUAGAAUUAGAAAGUAUAGAGCCUGCUAGUUUGACUGACAACACUGAGAACAGCAGAAGUGAAGAGGAAGCACUUCUGGCAUCCAUUACUGAGGUGGAUUCAAGUGCUCCAAAUGCUGAGACUGAGGGGAAAGAGUAGAUAAAUCUUAAAUUUCGUUAGAAACACAAGAUAACUCAUAGUAUUGUACAGAAAAAGAAACUUCAGUGUUGUGUGUGUAUACUCGCCUAUAUAUAUGCUAGCAGGGGUUGAUUCGUAAGUCCUGGCAUGUGCGCACACGUGUAUGCAUGUGGUGUGUGUGUGUGUGUGUGUGCACGUGCAUGCGUGCUCACCUAUUUGUGGUUUCAGGGACCACCUCUUUGCUAGUCGCUACUAGGUCUACUCCUUCCCUGCUCCAAGAGCCUUAUCAUACCUGCCUCCACUACUUCACUCUCCAGGUUGUUCCACUUCCUGACAACUCUAAAGCUGAAGAAAUGCUUCCUAACAAUCCUGUCUGACUUAUCUGAUUUUUUAACUUCCAGUUGUGUCUCCUUAUUCUUUUGUUCCAUCUCUGAAACAUCCUUGCCCUGUCCACCUUGUCAAUUCCUCUCCGUAUUUUAUACCUUGUUAGCAUGUCUUUCCCUGUCCCUCCUAUCUCCCAAUGUCGUCAGGUUGAGUUCCCUUAACCUCUCCUCAUAGGACAUACCCUUUAGCUCCAGGACUAGUCUUGUUGCAAACUUUUACACUUUCUCCAUUUUCUUGACUUGUUUGACCAGGUGUGGGUUCCAUACUGGUGCUGCAUACUCCAGUAUGGGCCUGACAUACGUGGUGUACAGUGCGUGAAUGACUUCUUACUUGUAUGUCAAAAUGCUAUUCUUAGGUUUACCAGACACCCAUAUGCUGCAGCGCUUAUUUGGUUGAUGUUCGCCUCAGGAGAUGUGCUCAGUUUGUUAUGAUGCUCACACCAAGAUCCUUUUCCUUGAGUGAGGUUUGCAGCCUCUGAUGAUCCCUAGAUUGUACCCCACCUCUGGUCUUCUUUGUCCUUCCCAGGCUUCAUGACUUUGCACUUGGUGGGUUUAAAUUCUAGGAGCCAUUUACCAGACAAGGCUUGCAACCUGUCCAGAUCCCCUUGCAAUCUUACCUGAGCCUUGUCCACUUACAUUCCUCUCCUCAUUAGUUCCAUAUUAUCUGCAAGCAGGGACACCUAGUUGUGGUUGCAGGGGUUGAGUCACAGCUCCUGGCCCUGCCUCUUCACUGGUCAUUACUAGAUCACACUUCCUGCUCCACAAGCAUUAUCAUGCCUCUUCUUAAGGCUAUGUAUGGAUCCUGACUCCACUACAUCAUUUCCCCAGACUAUUCCACUUCCUGACAACUCUGUGACUGAAGAAAUACAUACUUCUAACAUCCCUGUGAUUCAUCUGAGUCUUCAACUUCCAACUGUGAUUCCUUGUUGCUGUCUCCCGUCUUUGGAACGUCUUGUCUCUGUCCACCUUGCCAAUUCCUCUCACUAUUGUAUAUGUCAUUAUCAUAUCCUCCCUUUCUCUCCUCUCCUUCAGUGUAGUCAAGUCGACUUUUUUUUUUUUUUUUGUUGUGUGUGUGUGUGUGUGUGUUUUCACCCAUUUAUGGUUGCAGGGGAUAAGUCACAGCUCCUGGCCCUGCCUCUUCAUUGAUCAUUGCUAGGUCCACUUUCCCUGCUGUUUGUGUCACUUUAUGUAAAUCGUCGUCUUUCAAGAAAUCAGGCCGUUUCCCACCUAGGCAGAGUGGCCCAAAAAGAAAACAAAAGUUUCUUUUUUUUAACUUUAGUAAUGUAUACAGGAGAAGGGGUUACUAGCCCCUUGCUCCUGGCUUGUUAGUUGCCUCUUAUGACAUGCAUGGCUUACGGGGGAAGAAUUUUGUUCCACUUCUGUAGUACUUUUUAACACUUGUACAGUGGACCCCCGACUUGCAAUAUUAAUUCGUUCCAGAAGGCUGUUCGGGUGCCAUUACCAAACGACUUUGCUCCCAUAAGAAAUAUUGUAAAUUAGAUUAGUCCGUUUCAGACUCCCAAAAAUACACUUACAAAAGCACUUACAAAAAUACACUUACAUAAUUGUUUGACUUGAGAGCUGAUCAUAAGUUGGGGUGUGAAGGCUUACUCAUUACUCAGCCCUGUAACAACUUCAGACAGUAUUACCAAGGCUGGCUCCUACUCAGGAAAAUUAAUGAAUAGAAAAAGAAAUAAUAAUUCACAAAGAUAAACACUUUAUUAUUUAUUAAUGGAAAGAUAAAACAUUGAAAUAUGAAGGUGUAUCUUACUUGAAAGAAAAAUGAAAUGGAAAAAUGACAUUUGAAUUCAAUGCUAAUAUGUACAGUUAUACUGGGGUGUCUGGUUGAGGUUGACACUGUCUUGUAGAAAUUGUAGCCGUUGCUGAUGCUGUGGGGGGGGGUGUCACAGGUGUUGAGUGACAACCCAACGACUAGUUCUUCACAGAGUCUAUAGCCUUGAAUAGUUAGUCCAAAUGACAGGAACGCAGGUUCUUUACCACUGCAAAGAUGAGGGGUAGUGUCCUGUACAAUUAAUCAGGUAGGUAGAUCAUGAAGUGACGUCCCAGGACCGGUUUCAGUCUGUCUCCUUCAACACUUCUCGUUGGUUGGCAGGUGACCCGAUGUGUCAUUCCAAGCUGGAAAGAGAGACAGGUUACCCACUGCUUAAUAAAUCACUCUCCAUGAUAAGUGUAAGAUACUUAAAAAAAGGUGGUGAUUAUCUAAAAGUCUCAUGUGGAGCUUAAAACUGAAAGGGCUAAGUUUAUUAUUGGUCAAAAGUGAAGCUUUCAACCAAUAUCCACUAGAAUAGGAGCAGAGGCUUUUACUUACAGUUGUGCUGUGAGUUGAGUGAUUACUGUUUGGCCGGAGCCCCACACGUCACCUUUUGGGGUGGGGAGAAAGGGGGGGAGGGGAUAGCGGGAGCUAGACUGACCCUACCUUAACAAGCAGCCGGCAGUCGUUACCAUAUACUCGCUCGACUACUCCUAUCUGUUGAACUUUUCCCUCACACGGGGGUCCACUGUAUAACUUUUAUAUUACUUGAAAUAUACUGUAAUAUUGUAACUUAAUUUUUACAUAUCAAAAAAAUUUGGAUAAAUAAGAUGAUUUUAUAUACAUGACACACACUUUCAAGGCAAAGUAUGACUCUAAAUGUAGAAUAUUUCUCAUACAUAUUAUCUGUAUACACUACUAAUCUUUUUUCUACAAUUACUUCUUCUUUCUUUCAACACACCAGCCGUAUCCCACCGAGGCAGGGUGGCCCAAAAAGAAAAACGAAAGUUUCUCCUUUCAAAUUUAGUAAUAUAUACAGGAGAAGGGGUUACUAGCCCACUUGCUCCCGGCAUUUCAGUCGCCUCUUACGACAUGCAUGGCUUAUGGAGGAAGAAUUCUGUUCCACUUCCCCGUGGAGAUAAGAGGAAAUAAACAAGAACAAGAACUAGAAAGAAAAUAGCAGAAAACCCAGAGGGGUGUGUAUAUAUAUGCUUGUACAUGUAUGUGUAGUGUGACCUAAGUGUAAGUAGAAGUAGCAAAACGUACCUGAAAUCUUGCAUGUUUAUGAGACAGACAAAAGACACCAGCAAUCCUACCAUCAUGUAAAACAAUUACAGGCUUUCGUUUUACAUUCACUUGGCAGAACGGUAGUACCUCCCUGGGCGGUUGCUGUCUACCAACCUACUACCUAGGUUAUACAAUUACAUAUAUUUAUAUUGCAUCUUUGCUCAGAUUGUGUGUGUGUAUGUGUAUGCACAUAUGUAUAUAUAUUUUUUUCAACACAUCGGCCAUCUCCCACCAAGGCAGAAGAGGAAGAAACACUUCAUCAUUCAACACUUUCACCAUCAAUCACACAUAAUCACUGUCUUUGCAGAGGCACCCAGACAUGACAGUUCAGAUGUCACUCCAAAUAGCCAAUAUCCCAAACCUCUCCUUUAAAGUGUAGGCACUGCACUUUAAAGAAGAAAGUUUAGGAUAUUGGCUCAGUCCAGCUAACUGGUUUUCCUGAAUCCCAUAACAAAAUAUUACCCUGCUCACACUCCAGAAGCUUGUCAAGUACCAAAAACCAUUUGUCUCCAUUCACUCCUAUCUAACAUGCUUACACAUGCCCCUUGCACACAAAACCUCUUUUACCCCUUUCCUGCAUUCUUUCCUAUGACAACCCCAACCCCUACCCCUACCCCUACCCUUCCCUCUACAGAUUUAUACACCCUCCAAGUCAUUCUAUUUUUCACCAUCCUCUCUAUAUGACCAGAUCACCUCAAUAACCCCUUUUCCGCCUUCUUGAAUAAUACUUUUUGUAACUCUGCAUUGCCUCCUAAUUUCCACACUACGAAUUCUCUGCAUAAUAUUUACACCACACAAUUGCCUUUAGACACGACAUCUCCACUGGCUCCAGCCUCCUCCUCACUGAAGCAUUUACAACCCAUGCUUCACACCUGUGGGUUUAGCGCUUCUUUUUGAUUAUAAUAAUAAAAAUAAUAAUUCACACCUGUGAAAAUGUGUGUGGUCUUCCUUCUUGUGAGGUGCUCACCUUAGCCAGUACUAUUGACACAGACCAUGAGAUUAGUCAUUUCAGUCUCACAAGUGGCUUUUAGAACACAUUUCCAUAUGUAAAUUUACCUUGCAAGAAAUUCCUGUCUACAUGCACAAAAGAGUGACUUACUUGGAGAUGGAGAAUAUGCUACUAGAAAUCCCCUGAUUCUACCCAAGCAAACCUAGAUACCUCUGGUCCCCCUCUGCAUGUGCAGUGAAGGACUUAUUCCUGCAAGUAUUCAGAUGGUAUUAGUAUCCCCAGCCUGCACCUUAAGGAUCCCUGAAUUCAAUAGGUAUUUCCUAAUAAAUAUUAAGCAGUCAGUGAGACACUAGCUUCUGAACUAAUACUGAAGGGGAGUUGCCCUGCAAUCUAAAUUACUGGAUCAUGGGGCAUUCGCCCACUUAUAACCACAGUUCAAAUAACUCGCAUUUCUCAGAAUACUGCUGGCCAACCAUACUAAAAGAAAUGAAAGGUAUUGUCUUACUACGGGGCCUGGGUAGAGACGAAAUUCUACAGUACUUUGGGAUGCCUCUAGGUGAAGUCCAGGCUGGUAUUUUGAAGACACGUGGGGCUCUGAGCUGUAGCUACCACCUUUCUAUGUACAUGUAGCAUCUCACUUUUCCCUACCCCCCUGGGAAGUUCCAGCUGUUCGAGUCUGUUCUUUCUCUCUCUUGCUCGAAAGCCCAACUGUCUACGGUCGCUUCCCGCUCUCUUUUUCUUGACCACUUUCACUCUCAUUCUCAUGCCAUUGCUGUGUACACAGAUGGCUCUAGGUCUUCUGACGGCGUAGGAUUCACAGCAGUGUUUCUGGACAGCAUCGUACAAGGGCAUUUACUAUCUUCGGCUAGUAUUUUUACUGCUGAAUUGUAUGCCAUCCUUACAGCACUUAUCCGUAUUGCAUCUAUGCCUGUGUCAUCAUUUGUAGUUGUCUCAGACUCCCUUAGUGCUUUACAGGCUAUACAGAAAUUUGAUACACCUCAUCCCUUAGUCCUCCGUAUCCAACUUUGGCUACGCCGCAUCUUUACCAAGCAUAAAGAUAUUGUUUUUUGUUGGGUCCCUGGUCAUGUUGACGUACAGGGCAAUGAACAGGCAGACACUGCUGCGCGGUCAGCAGUACAUGACCUACCAGUUUCAUGUAGAGAUAUUCCAUUUACGGACUAUUUUGCUGCAAUAUCUGCCCAACUUCACACCCGUUGGCAACAACGUUGGUCUACUAUGCUCGGCAAUAAACUUCAAUCUAUUAAACCGAGUAUAGGUUACUGGCCGUCUUCUUAUCACCAGUGUCGAGGUUGGGAGACUACUCUCUCCCGUCUUCGCAUUGACCAUACUCGUCUUACUCAUGGAUAUCUCAUGGAGAGGCGCCCUGCUCCUCUCUGUGAGAAUUGCCAAGUUCCAUUAUCAGUCAGCCACAUUCUGUUGGACUGCCCACUUUAUCAACGAGCACGCAGAAUUUACCUCCGUCGUCGUCUUCGCUCUGCUGCUCUCUCUUUACCUUCCCUUCUCGCUGAUGGACCCACCUUUCAUCCAGACUCUCUCAUUGACUUUUUGACAACAACUGACUUACUUCACAAAUUCUGAUACCUUCAGCCCUUUCUACUUCAAUCUCUUGCUACCCUCUACCCCCGUACUAUCCCCUGCCCCGCUGUUUUCUGUAACCUACUGAUCAUCCCUCCUCCCUUCUGCCAUCCAAUACCCUCGCUUCCUUCCCUACCCUGCAGCGCUGUAUAGCCCUUGUGGCUUAGCGCUUCUUUUUGAUUAUAAUAAUAAUCUGAGCUGUAGCUCUCGCGACCCUUUUGUCACCAGGGUGUCUUGUCCUAGAAGGGCGAGCUAGCAUCUGUUCAAUCCUGUCUUGCCUCCAUUCAAGCAUGGGGUUGCUAGGCUUCGCAAUUCAUCUAGUCUUCUUACUUGAUACAACCUAAUACUAACCUUCAUUAAGGUUUAAGGCUACCUAUAUUAAGAUCUAAGGAUACCUUAUUAAUUCUAAUAUUAGUUACUAACAGUUUAUACCUUCCUGAAACCUCAAAGUGUAAAUUUACCAAAUAGUAUGUGUAAACUCUCCAUCUCCACCAUUUGUUUGUUAGGGUGGAUGCUAAGGGCUCUUAAAGCUUAUUUACAAGUGGAUCCAGUCAGUGGAAUUUUUUGGACUAAAUAUGUUUCCACAACACCCAUAUAAUAGUGUUGGUACCACUGUACUCAUACAUUCCUUUCUUUCCCUCCAUGGAUAAUAUUCAGACACUUCAGUGCACCACUCACGUUUUUUCUUUCAUCAGUUCUAUGGUUAACCUCGUCCUUCAUAAACCCAUCUGCUGA
Molecule: messenger RNA, 8959 nt
Organism: Cherax quadricarinatus
Lineage: Eukaryota; Metazoa; Arthropoda; Malacostraca; Decapoda; Parastacidae
Source: RefSeq, a predicted model, not a curated record